Eucalyptus grandis is the source of this 2698-nucleotide messenger RNA. RefSeq names its product lactosylceramide 4-alpha-galactosyltransferase. The record is from RefSeq and is a predicted model, not a curated record. The coding region runs from base 160 to 1464 and encodes 434 amino acids. NCBI's taxonomy places the organism in Eukaryota, Viridiplantae, Streptophyta, Magnoliopsida, Myrtales, Myrtaceae. The transcript is spliced from 2 exons.
GACAGGUUCAAAGCUUUGGAUAUAGACUAAGCGAAGAGGAGACUUGUUCAAAGUUCUCUGGCUCGGCACCUUUUUUAAUCCAAGUAAACCAUCAAACGCGAUAAAGCCUGGGCCAUCUCGUUACGACCGUCCCCUCUACUUCAGCUUUCCACAGCCGCCAUGAAACUUUCUAAGUUGUCCCGAAAGGUACUCGAUCACCGGGCCGCCCGCCACGCCAAACCAUUCGCCCUCACCGUGAUAACGCUAGCCGGUGUUUUCUUCAUCGUCUCCUCGGACACCGCCAUUUCCGAUGUCUCCCUGCGUUCGCUUCCCUUCAACAACUCGGCCUCCGACCAGCAAGAGGCCCGGAGGCCUGAAUUCGUGAUCCUCCCAUCGGCGGUCCACUCCUUGCAGCUCCAGUCCAUCACCGAAGAGUUCGGCGAAGCCGGCGAGGAGGAUGAUCCUGAUGAUCACUCGUCGUACCCUCUUGUCCCUCCGGUCAAUGUCACGGAGGAGGAGAGGAUCCGGUGGCUGCGCGAAAACCUGGUGAAUUUCGACAUACUCAAGUCCGACAACACGGCGAGGAAGUUCCAUUCCCGGGUCACAAGGUUCCUCGGCCAGGGAUGCUCAUCGCAGUUCUUCAUGACGUGGAUUUCGCCGGCAAGCUCCUUCGGGAGCAGGGAGCUCCUCGGCGUCGAGAGCCUCUUCCGAGCCCAUCCGAAGGGAUGCCUAGUGAUCGUGUCGAGGACGAUGGACUCAAGAAGAGGGCGCAAGAUCCUGAAACCUGUGACUGACCUCGGGUUCAAGGUCCUGGCCGCGACUCCGGACCUAGCCCAGCUGCUCAGGAGGACCCCGGCCGAAGCCUGGUUUGACGAGCUGAGGAAAGGCAACAAAGACCCGGGCGAAAUCCCGUUAGCCCAGAACCUCUCCAACCUCAUAAGGCUCGCCGUCCUGUACAGAUACGGCGGCGUCUACUUGGACACGGACUUCAUAAUCCUGAAAGAUAUAAGUCCACUGAGGAAUUGCAUCGGAGCGCAGAGCAUCGCCCCCGUCUCGGGGAACUGGACGAGGCUGAACAAUGCGGCGAUGGUGUUCGACCGACACCAUCCGCUCUUGCGCAAGUUCAUGCAGGAGUUCGCUUUGACGUUCGACGGGAGCAAGUGGGGUCACAACGGGCCUUACUUGGUGUCCCGGGUCGUGGAGCGAGUCGAAUCGAGAGUCGGAUACAGGGGCAGGUUCAGCGUGAUGCCCCCGAUGGCGUUCUAUCCGGUCGGGUGGACCCAUAUCGGCAGCCUAUUCGGGAGCCCCAGGAGCAAAGGCGACGCGAGGUGGGUCGAGGCCAAGAUCGCGCAGCUGAGCGAGGACACCUAUGGGGUUCAUCUGUGGAACAAGCAGAGCAGGGGAUUGAGGAUUGAAGAGGGAAGCGUGAUGGCGAGGUUGAUGGCAGACAACUGCGUGAAUUGCGAACGCAUUUAUAGUUCUUGAUCUAUCAUCAUCAGGGUCUAAAGCAUAGCAAAUUCAGUCGAAUUGAUUGAUUCCUCAUCGAUCCUCAUAGACGCCAAACUAAAGGAUCAUGAUCCUGAGCCUUCUCAGCCGCCAUCGGAACCUGAAACCUCUCCACCGCCACGUCCUGAAACCGGGCAACCUCCUGAACGACCUCUUCCUCUUCAACUUCCUCUCGCUGCUCACCGCUCUCGUCCUCGUCGCGUUCGUCUUCUUCCCUUCUUCCACGAAACUGGUGCCGCGUGACGCGAACGCGCUUAGCCCGCAACUCCCGGCCUCGUUCCUCCUCGCACUUUCGUAAUGCCUGCUGGCUUUAAAGGAAUCCCAGGGAUCGGGAAACCGGUCGGCGUCAGAGUCGCUGCUACCCCACAGCGGGACGGUCUUCACGACCGGCGUGGCGCUGUACUCGUCCAGAUAGUCGGCCAAGCUCGUGUGCUCCAUCUCGAACAGCCUCUGCAGCGACGUGCUUCCCGACUUCAUGAGCUCCAUCAGGCUGCUGCUCCUGCGAGAGGAAGAGAGCGACGAAUGCGAUGCGGCGGCAGCGGCGGUGGCGGCAGCGGCUGAAGAGGAACUAGACAGAGAAGAUGAUGAAGACCAGCACAGGGACUUCUGGUACUCGAUGAUCUGCCUGAUCCUUCUCGUCUGAGUCUCGGCAUCGACAGGCAAGCUCGGAGUUUCUUGUUCCUGCUCUUCUGCUCCGUCAUCGCCGUCGUCCUUCUCUUCUGUUAUUUCUGGAGAUCACCAUAGUUUUUGUGUCGUGAUGGAAUGAGGGGAACUGUUCUGUUCGGUGACGAAGGGAAUUCGCAGCGAGUUCGAGACGUCUGAAAUCUCUUUAAAGAAAUUUAUUUUUGCCGGCGAGAGGAUGUGAUCUGUUUUGUACUUCUCUUCGUUCUCUAGCAACUUCAGCGUCAUGCUUCAGACAAGGCAAGACCGUACUCAAGGGCAUGAUGACGAAUCGUAUCCUUCCAAAAAAGGCAUUUAUAUUAGAUUGGGAGCCGCCAUGUACUGAUGGGAUGGAUCUCAAGAAUGUAAAAAUGGUCCAGCUAGACCAGUACUAGAUCAGCAUGGCGGGACUCCGAGGAUUCCGCCCUCUUUCUAUUCACCGCAGAGCUUAAUUCCACUGUCGUUCACUGUACUCUUUGUAUUCGAUUGUCGCCAGUUCUAAGCCGUUGAUUUCGGUAUUAAGUAUUGAAGAAAGAAUUGAUUUUAUUUUUUA